Molecule: messenger RNA, 134 nt
Organism: Dentiscutata heterogama
Lineage: Eukaryota; Fungi; Glomeromycota; Glomeromycetes; Diversisporales; Gigasporaceae
Source: the annotation of a GenBank genome assembly
GCCAAUUUGAUCAAUUUGACCAAUUUGACCGUGGUCAAGUUACACUUUUAGCUACUGAUAAUCAAUCAGACCAAUUUGACCACGGUCAAAUCAGCCGAACUGGUCAAUUCUCAUCAUUUAUAAGUUUUAGCUGA